AUGUACGACAGGCGACGGGCCGACAGCCAGCUCAAGAUGCGGCAGGCUGAAGUGGUCGAGACUCUCCUACAUGGGUGCGCCUCGUGGAGCCUAACAGCGGAGCAAUACACGAAGCUCAAUGGGACCCACCUCCAGGUCCUUACACGGUGCAUCGGCUGGAGCAAGCGGAAACGCUCAGACCGCCCCCUGUCCUAUGCCCAGGCCCUCAUCCAGGCAGGCUGCGAGGAAACCAUCGAGGCCACCGUGCGCAAACGAAGACUGUGUUUCGCGGGCUUUGUUGUAGUGCGCAUGGAGGACAGCCGCCUCCCCAAGCGCAUGCUGUUAGGAGCGAUGGCGGGGGGCGUGGGAUACCGGGGCGGGCAGGAGAGCGACUGGGUGUCUCGUCUAGGAGAGGACCUCGUGGCCUUCAACAUGGGAGACGAAAAGGAAGGGGGGAAAUGGAAAGAGAGCGCCAAGGGUCCGGAGGUGUGGUACAACAAGAUCGAGGACGGGGCGGCAUGGCUCAUGAGGAAAUGGCACAGGCAGGAGGCGGAAGCGUCCGCGAAGCGUCAGCGCGCGAGGGAAACAGAAGCAAGAGUACGGCCAUCUCAGGAUCGAAGAGAACGAGAGUCGGGGAAGCGGCGGUCGGGGGGAAGAGACGGCGACCAGGUACUGAUGUAG
Molecule: messenger RNA, 660 nt
Organism: Ectocarpus sp. CCAP 1310/34
Lineage: Eukaryota; Phaeophyceae; Ectocarpales; Ectocarpaceae
Source: the annotation of a GenBank genome assembly